AUUUCCCUAAGGUGAAAUGGCAUAUCAGAGCCCCAACCCCUUUCCUGAAGAAUGUGCAAAUGGUAUUAACCGUGUAGCAGCUUACCAGAUGUAUAUCAGUGAUGUGUAUUUAACUCUGGCCUACAGCUUCACUGAACCAAAGGUUAUGCCUGCUUUUGCUGUGUUCUUGGAGCAUAUGUCAGCGGUGAAGUGGGAGCAAGCAAAGGAGUUCCUAAGGUUUCUAAGGAGACGUAAUUGUAUUAACAGUGUUCCCUUUAUUCAGAGGGCCAACAUAGGUCCCCUAGAAACUCCAGAAAAAGCCCUACCAGAUGUUGUGAAUCUAGAAGAAGAGUUAACUAGGAUCAUGGAAGACCUGAAAACCUCAGCUUCUCGGGCUCGUGAAACUCGUCUUGUAAAAUUUACUAAGGAUCUCUUGGUUAAACAGAAUAAGCACCGAAGGUUUUUGGAACAGGAAAUUUUGGAUUACAGAAGAUUAGAAGAAUAUAGGCAGCAAAGAAGACUGUCUGAAAAUCCUGCUGGGGCAUCUGUAUCUGGUGAAGACACAACCUCUGGGGGCAGCACAGCAAAUCUCAGUGCAGUCUAACUCAAAGUUGGCUAUAUAAUAGUCUUGAUCUCUCC
Molecule: messenger RNA, 618 nt
Organism: Heterocephalus glaber (naked mole-rat)
Lineage: Eukaryota; Metazoa; Chordata; Mammalia; Rodentia; Bathyergidae
Product: ferritin light chain, oocyte isoform-like
Biological process (GO): iron ion transport; intracellular iron ion homeostasis
Cellular component (GO): cytoplasm
Molecular function (GO): ferric iron binding; ferrous iron binding
Source: RefSeq, a predicted model, not a curated record